UAAUUUCUCUCUCUCUCUCUCUCUCUCUUUGUCCCUUUUUUCUUUUCUCCUUUUGUUUUACCAUUAUGCUUGCAAUCUCCAGACAUUCCUAACUGUACUUUUGUCUUCUUCUCCCACCUCCAAAGAUCCCAAAAGCCAUCUUGGACCGUCAACUCCCCAUUCCUCUUAACAAAGAAUUGUCUAUUCUUCAGUAUUUGCUACUUGAUCCAGUUUUUGAUUUGCGCCAUUUAAUUUGGAGUGAAAUCUUCCCUCGAGUACCUGCGGCACUCUUGUCAUCCGGGGGUCGCAUUUGAAUCUAUAAAACGAUAUUCGAUCUAAAGCCGCGAAAUCGUAAAGCAAGCGGACUCCUUUGCAAACUGGCCAAGCAUCUAUAUCUAUCUCUCUCUCUCUCUCUCUCUUUAGUUUCCUCAAAGCUAAGCCUUGAGAGUUGGGCUCAAAACCAUCUUCACUCCGACCCAGACCUCGAUCGAACCGUUUGCUUGUUUAUACCUACUCUGCUCUUUCCUUUGUAAAAAGCAAAGUGAAAGAAGAUCAUUCCUCAAGUGAUCUGUGGAAUCUAUGGACCCACUUUGUCCCCCUCAUCCUACCCUUCUCUUUUUCUCAUGACCACCUCCUGGUGGUACGUAGUUAUGUAGGCUAGCCCAGAUGUACUAUUUAUGCUUUCUCUCUUUGCUUGCUGAGUAUCGUUCAUAUAUUUGGCACAAGCUUUCAUGCCUCUUUGUUCUUCUCUUCUUCCUUCGUCGACUCCGAGCGCUAAUUUUCUCAUUCUUGAGUUUCUACAUGGAGACUAUUGAGCUGAAGGUGGACAUGGUUGCACUGCAUGAGAAGAGAGUGAGGAAAUGCCUAUCUAAAGUAAAAGGGAUAGAGAAGGUUGAAGUAGAAGCAAGCAUUCAGAAGGUAACAGUCACAGGAUAUGCAAACAGGAACAAGAUACUCAAGGCCCUGAGAAGAGUGGGAUUGAGAGCAGAGUGUUGGUCUCCACAAAAUGAGAUACUCAGUGCCUAUGCAACUGGAACCCUAAUGUUCAACAACUUCAACUUCUUUUGAGAAACCCAAAAUAGUCGCAUGUCAAAUAAUACCUACCAUUUGUUUGGUUGUUUGUGUCGCCUUCUUCUUUUUAUGGUGUUUUGCGGAGUAACCUUGCAUAUGUUUGUGAUUAUAGUGUCAAAAGUUGAAAGUAAAAUGUUCUUUUCAAGCCAAAACUAUUUUGAUUUGUUGUGUUCAGAUGUGCAGAAGAUGUAAUAUACGGACUGUAUUGUAUUUUCUUCUCCGGAAAAGGUUAGGAUUUUAGAGGGGAAAGAGAGGAUGAUGAAUCAACAACAUUUUAUUAGUUUCUCGGUGUUUGUUGUGUUACGCAAAAUU
Messenger RNA from Ananas comosus (pineapple), 1362 nucleotides. RefSeq names its product heavy metal-associated isoprenylated plant protein 45-like. Lineage: Eukaryota; Viridiplantae; Streptophyta; Magnoliopsida; Poales; Bromeliaceae. The transcript has 3 exons. The coding region runs from base 646 to 1047 and encodes 133 amino acids. Gene Ontology annotation, molecular function: metal ion binding. The record is from RefSeq and is a predicted model, not a curated record.